AUGUCCAGUCGGUGCUCCUCACGGGGAAGCAGUUGUCAAAUUGUUGAGGACGUAACGGUUGUGCGCCGCCGGCGGGUUUCACUGAGUUCCACCGAUUCUGAACCAUUCGUUAAGCGUGUGAGAACUGAAGCGUCUCCUACUGGAGCUUCAGUUUAUGAAGCCGAUGAUGCCGACAGCAUUUCAUCUGGUGAUGGGCGCUGCGGUGGGAAUCGCGCGUGUCCACCACCUUUUGUGGGAUUAAACGACACGGCGGAGCCUCCGGAAGAGGCAGUUAAUUUGUACGGUAAAAAUGGGGAGCCGCUAUAUGAAAUUCCGUUGGAAUGCAUUUCGGGUGUUCAUGUGGCUGUUGUAACGGCUCUUUUCCCGCACCGCCCAGGCAGUAGAGUUUCCACUUCCACUUCUACUUGUGGUGCUGCUGUCGCUGCCACUGCCAGCACUGGCGUUAAAUUUCAUAGUUGUCACGGUAUUAGCAACACCACCGAAGGCAACAUUUACCAUAAUAGUAGUGAUAAGAACUACAGCAAUAAUAAUAAUAAUAAUAAUAUUAAUAGUAAUAAUAAUAAUAAUAACCGCAUUACUAACAAGGAUAUCGAAAGCAGCGUCACUACUGUUUCUAGUGGAAAUAGUAACAACAGCUGGUGCAUGGUGGUUGCCGAUAGCGUGCCCGGUAUUUUUGUGCUGGACUGUGGCACACGUGUUUGUCUUCCCGAUGGCGCGGUUGUUGGAGUUGUUACUGCGGUUAUGGGUCCCGUGAAUGCGUGCGUCUACGCGAUUUUAUGCAACGGUGACGUCUUUUCCCGCCUGCAUGCGAGCGGUCGACUGGAAGCAGGUACGGGACUUCAUUAUGAUUUGGGGGCUCAGCACAUUAUUUCCAAUCCAGCAGAACAAUGUGACACCACCCGAGGGACGGAUGCGAGUUAUGUAAACGAUGAAGAGCUGCCGUUUAAUGCAAGACCCGACUUUUCUGAUGACGAGGAGGAGCGGCGGUGGAAGAUGGAACGACGUGCCAAAAAGGCAGAAGGUCACUUCCCACCAUCAGUGAGCGAUGAUGAUCUUAGCGAGGAUGAACGGGUUGAGGUGGAUUGGGUUAAGCUUGCUGAAGUUGAAGACUAUUUGCAGGGGAUCCGUGACGCACCUGCCGUACACAAUAACAGUUUUUGUGCUGGGAAUGCGGUCGGAAAUGGUUUCUGCCCCGUUUCUGUUCGUGUCGGGGUGGAGGGAAAACCACCAGAGGUGAAGCAAGUUUCCAACACCGUGCGCGUGGUGGUUCCUUCUUGGAUUGCGAGGUGA
Molecule: messenger RNA, 1290 nt
Organism: Trypanosoma brucei brucei TREU927
Lineage: Eukaryota; Euglenozoa; Kinetoplastea; Trypanosomatida; Trypanosomatidae
Exons: 1
Coding region: 1-1290 (429 amino acids)
Biological process (GO): box H/ACA snoRNP assembly; pseudouridine synthesis; ribosome biogenesis
Cellular component (GO): sno(s)RNA-containing ribonucleoprotein complex
Molecular function (GO): RNA binding
Source: RefSeq, a predicted model, not a curated record